Panicum virgatum (switchgrass) is the source of this 1683-nucleotide messenger RNA. RefSeq lists its product as uncharacterized. The transcript has 6 exons. The record is from RefSeq and is a predicted model, not a curated record. The coding region runs from base 365 to 1501 and encodes 378 amino acids. Lineage: Eukaryota; Viridiplantae; Streptophyta; Magnoliopsida; Poales; Poaceae.
CUGAGGAGAACAUCAAAGAGAUACAUAUCUUGAUCAGUGAAUCCAACACAAACAACUCAUUCGCAAGUUUUAACUUCUGGCGCGGCAAGGUUCUGCAGUACAGAGUAAGACAUCAAAAAAUUCAUAAAGGAGACAAGAAUCUACAGGCAUUAGCUAUCACACGAAGCAAGCUAAAAGGCCGAGAGAUUCUUAAAGACUUCGACAGGGCAAAGCGAUUCUUUUACUCUCUCUAACCUUGCUUCUCUCAAAGACAAGUCCUUUUCGUGCCUUCGAUCUCUUACUGUCUCUAACUUUCUCUCUCUCUAUAUAUAUUUAUACUUGCAGGCAAUUUGGUGGUGAACUGCAAAGCUUACCAAUUAAGUUUAUGAGUCUGGAGGAGUGCAUUACACAUACGAAGAGCUCUUGGUUGUUCAGAAAUCGAUCUUGCACCAUGGAUGGCGACAUGAAACAUCUGCGGGUUAAGUUUUCUGGGGUGAGGCAGGAAGAUCAUGGUGGUGGCCACACUAUACCAGUUCCAUCUCAGCAAAGCACAAGUUUUGGUAGAGGACUAUUGAGUGAUGCGGAGGAAUACGAUGCAGCGUAUGCAGCCACGGUGGCAGCAGUGGCUUAUGCUAUUGCUGCACGAGAGGAGGAGAGGCUAGCGUCUCAAGAGAAGCCUAUUGCAGAGAAGUUUGGAACCGAAGGGAAGACCAUGGCGGAUAAGGUAGCCUCUGGAAAGAAGCCUGCUUCACUUGGUGGUGAGUCUCGGAUCACCCCGCAGUCCAAGUCACCACACAAGAGAGGUGAAAGCUUUAAAAGGCCUAUUGAAGGCAGCCGAUCUACCAAAUGGUUUAGCGGGAAAGAGCCCAUAGACGACGCCUACGAUGACGAACAAGGAGCUAAUGUGUCGGUGCGGAGGCCGUUAAGACCGGCACAAAAGAAGCCAGAAGGUGUAGUCUCAUCUGACGAAAAGGUAGCGGAUAAGGUGUUGAAUGAUUCUGCCCCAAGCAAAAAGAAGGAAGCGAGUUUCGCCCGAAAAGGACCAGAAAAGAAAGGAAGCAGGAAAUUUGAGCGAGAUGAAGGGAAUCAGAUGCUGCCACCAACGGCAGCCACUACGGCCAAGCCAAUGAGCUCAUAUUCCGGUAGAGAGAGUAGAGUUGCCACCCCUGGAAUGGCCUUUUCCAGUGAGGCCGAAGUGAUGGCAGACGCUUGGGAGAAGGAGAAGUUGGCCAAAAUCAAGAAGCAGUACAACGAGACCAUGGACACUAUUAUCGAAUGGGAGGCAGAGAAGAAGGCCAAGGCCAGGCGGCAAAAGGAACUGAAAGAUGAGAGCGACUCGGAAAGGAAGCGCGCUAAGGCCCUGGAGGAGUACAACGAGGAGAUGUCGAGGAUCAACAAGGUGGUUACAGCGUCGAAGUUGACGGCGGAGGAGAAGAGGAGGAACGCGGAGAUAAAGGUCAGGGACAAGGCACAAACGAUACGGUCCACAGGGAAGCUUCCCAGGACAUGUGGAUGUUUCUGAAAACAUAUGCCACAGCUAGAGAACUCGACCCUAAAUGAUAAUAUAGUACAAGAUAUACGAGUUAUUAAUACUGUUCUGGCAUUGAACUACUGCCCCUGGAGCCCAUGUUUUUCAUUCAACACAAGAAAGAGCUUGGACUGUUGCUUUCUGUUUUUGACAAACAGUAGACUUGAUUCGCUUUU